CGGUCCGUGUCUGCGUGACGGAUAAGCUGAAAUGAAAUGGGUGUUCACAAACAAGUCGGAAUAGGUUCGUAAUGCCGCUGCCUUUUCAGGCCAUUUGAUAUGCGUAAUGCCGUAGCCUUUGCGUCUCAGAGGAACAUUAUAUUAUCGCCGGUGGAAAUGCGGGACGAAACGAUGAGCAUGAACUCACGUUCGCCGGAUCCGAUAACCACCCUGCAUUAUGAAGACAUCGUCGACGGAGAAUCCCUCUUUCUCUUACCCUCCGACGAUGACGAGGCGGAUGAGGAAGAGGAGGAGAAAAUCAGGGCAAUGGAAAUGGAGGCCGCCGAUGAGCCCCCGCCGCCGUUCUCGUGGAAAAAGCUAUGGGAGUUCAUGGGCCCAGGGUUUUUAAUGAGCGUAGCGUUUCUAGAUCCGGGGAAUUUGGAAGGCGACAUCCAAGCCGGAGCAAUCGCCGGGUACUCGCUCCUCUGGCUCCUCAUGUGGUCCACCGCCAUGGGGCUUCUCAUCCAGCUCCUCUCGCUCCGCCUCGGCGUCGCCACCGGGCGCCACUUGGCCGAGAUUUGCCGCGAGGAGUACCCUUACUGGGCCACGCUUUUGCUCUGGUUUAUGGCUGAGUUGGCUUUAAUUGGGGCCGAUAUUCAAGAAGUCAUUGGCAGCGCCAUUGCCAUCAAGAUUCUCAGUGAUGACUUCAUCCCUCUCUGGGUUGGUGUCCUCAUCACUGCUUUUGAUUGUUUUAUUUUCUUGUUUCUUGAAAACUAUGGAGUUAGGAAGCUAGAAGCAUUUUUCGCGGUUUUGAUCACAACAAUGGCAUUAUCCUUUGCGUGGGUGUUUGUAGAGACGAGGCCGAGUGGGGAGGAAAUCACGUUAGGCCUGUUAGUGCCAAGGCUUAGCUCACAGACAAUUCAACAGGCUGUUGGGGUUGUGGGGUGUGUGAUAACGCCUCACAAUGUGUUUCUAUAUUCUGCUUUAGUACAGUCGAGGCAAAUUGAUCCGAAAAAGAAAGGGAAAGUGCAAGAGGCUCUCAACUAUUACACCAUCGAGUCAUCUGUUGCUGUUCUCGUGUCGUUCUCGCUCAAUCUGGCUGUGACGACCAUCUUCGCCAAGGGAUUUUAUGGAACUUCUGAGGCGGAGAGUAUAGGGCUUGUGAAUGCAGGGCAGUAUCUGCAGGAUAGAUACGGUGGAGGGCUGUUCCCGGUUUUGUACAUAUGGGGCGUUGGCCUUCUGGCAGCCGGGCAGAGCAGCACCAUAACGGGUACUUACGCUGGACAGUUUAUAAUGGGAGGCUUUCUCAAUCUUAGAAUGAGGAAAUGGCUGAGAUCAUUGAUCACGAGAAGCUGUGCUAUCGUCCCAACCAUGAUAGUGGCUGUUGUUUUUAACAGGUCCCAGUCUUCUUUGGAUUCUCUAAACGAAUGGCUUAAUGUGGUUCAAGGUAUGCAGAUUCCAUUCGCGAUUAUACCUCUGCUAACCUUGGUGUCAAACGAGCGAAUCAUGGGAGUCUUCAAAAUCGGAACCACCAUAGAGAGGAUCGUGUGGUGCAUAGCAGCCAUGGUAAUCGUGAUAAACGGAUACGUUAUGCUCACCUUCUUUCUUUCUCAAGUUGAUGGGCUGCUGGUCGGUUUCGCGAUGUGUAUUGUAGCUGCAGGAUAUGUAGGCUUCAUCGUCUACCUCAUUUCUCGCCAUGGCACCCAUUCUUUGCCGUGGUCUAGCAACACCAAUGGAUUUUCGCACCUCGAGGGCUUGAAUGAAGUUGAGCAGAUGAGCCGUCAAUCUUUCCAAUCAACUAGAUAGAAUGGGAUUGGACUAAUUUAGCCUAGUCUCGAUCAGAUCACGUUCAGAUAGCUCUCUCAAAGUCGUUGCUGCAUACACAUCACGUUCAGAUAGCUCUUUCAAAGGCGUUGCUGCAUACACAUGAUAUAAACAGGUGUAUUUUGUGUUUGUUGAACAUAGAAGUAUAGUUGUUAUUCCUACUAUAAACAUUGUGUAGAUCAUAAGCAAGAUUGGAAUGCAAAUGCCUCUACUGAUAUUCAUAGAAAGUAAAUUUAUAAAAUAUUUACUCAUCUUUGAAUUAAAA
This is a messenger RNA of Ipomoea triloba (trilobed morning glory), 2068 nucleotides long. Its product is annotated as metal transporter Nramp2-like. Gene Ontology annotation, cellular component: membrane. NCBI's taxonomy places the organism in Eukaryota, Viridiplantae, Streptophyta, Magnoliopsida, Solanales, Convolvulaceae. The record is from RefSeq and is a predicted model, not a curated record. The coding region runs from base 100 to 1785 and encodes 561 amino acids. The transcript has 3 exons. Gene Ontology annotation, biological process: metal ion transport. Gene Ontology annotation, molecular function: cadmium ion transmembrane transporter activity; manganese ion transmembrane transporter activity.